This is a messenger RNA of Girardinichthys multiradiatus, 4831 nucleotides long. It is a transcript of the gene cyld, whose product is annotated as cylindromatosis (turban tumor syndrome), a. The record is from RefSeq and is a predicted model, not a curated record. The transcript is spliced from 17 exons. Gene Ontology annotation, cellular component: cytosol. NCBI's taxonomy places the organism in Eukaryota, Metazoa, Chordata, Actinopteri, Cyprinodontiformes, Goodeidae. Gene Ontology annotation, biological process: positive regulation of extrinsic apoptotic signaling pathway; protein K63-linked deubiquitination; regulation of mitotic cell cycle. Bases 401 to 3250 code for a protein of 949 amino acids. Gene Ontology annotation, molecular function: cysteine-type deubiquitinase activity; K63-linked deubiquitinase activity.
UGACGUCAUGCCAUACCAAUGGUGAGGUCGUCUCCUGUAACUAAUAAAUGUAGUCUGUGUAUGCUGCGUUAUAGCGUAUGUUUCACGUAGAGCGAAUAUCUAAAUGCUUUUAGUCCACUGUAGCUGGUGGCAGUCCUCUGCCCGCAGCGUUGCCCGCUCCCGCGGCUAACUUUAGCCUGACACUCAGCUGUUUUGAACGCUAGCAGUAGCUAGCUGGCGUUUGAGCUAGCAGAGGUUAUAACAGGGGGAAUUUAUCAUGCCUUUAGAAGACGCUUUCUAACUGUGUUAGGCGUUAUGAAAUGAUCUGUCAGUCAUCCGUAGCCUCUGAGUGACCUGCCUCGUCUCGAAGACCACCAGUCAAGCUUGUCUUGGCGCUGGACCCCCAAUCUGCCAUGCAGCCAUGAGCUCGGCACUGUGGAGCCAGGAGAAGCCUAGCGGGGGCUUCAGGGAGGACUGGCGCUUCUACAUGGUUGUUAAAGAGUGCACUGUGGAGAAGCCCGCCCAGAAGACCCUGAGGAUUCCCCGUGGUAGCCUCGGCCAGUCCUGCCAGGAGCGCAACAGCCUGGGGCGACCGCUGCCACCAUGUAAGGGCAAGAAGAGCCUCCGCAUCCUGGACCAGACCAACGUGGUGCUGAGCCUGGAUGAGCGGGAAGUCGUGGAGCUGGACGAGAAGCUGGCUGAACUGCUGUUCCCCAUCACCAACUGUGAGGAGCGAUGCAACUUGCUCUGUGAUGAGGAACGGCUUGAACGUGUCAGAGACAUCGACUGUGGCUCCAAGGUGCGCGUGCAGCUGCGCUCAGGAGACAAACCUCUGCCUGGAGUGGUCCGCUUCAAGGGCUCACUGCUUCCUGACAGAGCCCUCUCUGGAAUCUGGUUUGGCGUGGAGCUCCUGGAGGAGGGUCGGGGCCUGGGCUUCACUGAGGGCUCUUACCAGGGUCGGCAACUCUUCCGAUGCGAGGAGGAAUGCGGCGUAUUUGUGGCGUUGGACAAGCUUGAACUCUGGGAGGAUGAGGAUGAUGAAAGUUUGAGCCAGCUGGAGGUGAAUCAGGUUAGACUGGAGGAUGACCAGGACUAUCCUCCGCUGGAGAUCAACUCGAGGGUGGUGCUGAGAGAGGAGCCCGAGAGAGGAACCGUCAUUUUUUGCGACUUUCUACCAGGGAAUGAGACUCUGGGUUACUAUGUGGGAGUUGACAUGGACAAUCCUAUUGGGGACUGGGAUGGCAUGAUUGAAGGGAAGCUGGUGUGUAAUUUUGCCAGUUUGGAGCACACUCGACUUGUCCCCAUCGGUGACGUAAUGCCAGAAUAUUCCAUGCAGGACCAAAGGCCGCCAAAGCACAGUUUUGCCCCCAGAGGCAGCGACAAAUCAUCCUCUGGUCAAAGCAAACCAAAGAGCAAAGGAUUAGCUCAUCAGUGUGGCGGUAGAAGCAAGUCUGAAUAUUAUUAUACUUUAAAUGGCAGCUCUCUUGAUCCCCCAGCCCAGCCCAAAUCCAAAAGCACAUGGUACAUUGAUGAAGUUGGAGAAGACCCCGCUAAGUCGCUCACUGAAACCCCUCCUGAAUUCAGCCAGUCCUCUCCGCCCUCCAGAGCCCCGCCCUCUUCUUUGCUGUCAAGUGACAACAAGUUCCACUCGCUGCCCUUCAGCCUGAACCGCAAGACCCCUGAGAAUAUAAGCCAGGGGGCCAUCUCGCUCUCUGUCCAGUCUGUGAUGGGAGAGCAGCCCGAACCCCCAUUGCCCGCUGCCCCUCAAUCUCCACGGCCUCCAACGCCUCCCCGAGGACAGCCAGGUCUUGAGGUGGGCUCUCUGGUGGAGGUGAAGGAGAACCCCCCUCUGUGUGGUGUAAUUCGCUGGGUGGGCCUUCCUCCUGGCCUGCUGGAGCCUUUGGCUGGACUGGAGCUGGAAGAAGAGUGUCCCGGAUGCACUGAUGGUACUUUUAAAGGAACUCGCUACUUUACCUGCCCACCCAAAAAAGCUCUGUUUGUGAAGCUGAAAUGUUGCCGGCCUGAUUCCCGCUUCCCCUCCUUGCACCAUUCAUCCAACCCCAUAGAGCGGUGCAACUCUAUUGCCUUUGGGGGUUAUCUGAGUGAGGUAGUGCAUGAAAACACUCCUCCACGUACAGAGAAUGAUGGUCUGGAUGUCAUGGUGGGAAAAAAGAAAGGCAUUCAAGGCCACUACAAUUCCUGCUACCUGGAUUCAACUCUCUUCUGUCUUUUCUCCUUCAGUUCUGUUCUGGACACGGUUCUGUUGAGGCCACGAUCAAAGACUGAUGUCGAGUAUUACAGAGAGACUCAGGAGCUGCUACGCACAGAGAUAGUCAAUCCACUGCGCAUACAUGGGUACGUUUGUGCCACAAAAGUGAUGAAGCUCAGGAGGAUCCUCGAGAAAGUAGAAGCUGCCUCAGGAUUUACUUCUGAAGAAAAAGAUCCUGAGGAGUUCCUUAAUAUCCUUUUCCAUCACAUAUUGAGGGUGGAUCCGCUGCUGAAGCUAAGGUCUGCAGGUCAGAAAGUCCAAGACUGUUAUUUUUACCAAAUCUUUAUGGACAAGAAGGACAAGAUUGGAGUUCCAACCAUCCAGCAGCUCCUGGAGUGGUCCUUCAUAAACAGUGACUUGAAAUUUGCAGAGGCUCCCUCUUGCCUUAUCAUCCAGAUGCCACGCUUUGGCAAAGACUUCAAAAUGUUCAACAAGAUUUUUCCCUCCUUGGAGUUGGACAUCACCGACCUUCUUGAAGACACUCCGAGGGAAUGUCGCAUCUGUGGAGGCCUGGCUCUCUACGAAUGCAGAGACUGUUAUGAGGACGGGGAUAUCACUGCUGGCAAGAUUAAACAGUUCUGUGAAAAGUGCAAUACACAGGUUCACCUUCACCCGAAAAGGAAAGCCCAUCGACACAACAAACUGUCCGUCCCCAAGGAGCUACAGGAAGGCAUGGGACGUCAGGGCGGGUUUCCUCGCCAGCGGAUGGAGCUGUUUGCUGUGCUGUGCAUCGAAACCAGUCACUACGUGGCCUUUGUCAAGUACGGCAGUGCGGACUCUGCCUGGCUCUUCUUCGACAGCAUGGCGGACCGUGAUGGGGGCCAGAAUGGUUUCAACAUACCGCAGGUGUCUCUAUGUCCUGAAGUGGAAGCCUAUCUGAAAAUGACCCCAGAAGAGCUGCACACCUUGGACCCCAAGAGCAUCCAGGGUCAGGCGCGACGUCUGCUCUGCGACGCCUACAUGUGCAUGUAUCAGAGCCCAACCAUGAGCCUUUACAAGUAGAUCCCUCUCCCUAAAGCCUCUGCCUUUCAUCCUCUGCCACUCCAUCUCCACUCCUUCAGGCCUGGAGGUUCAGAGAAAGACCAGAACUCUUAUGGCUGAACUAAUAAAAGAAAUGCUGUCUACCAGCAGGGGGUGGUAUCUGGAGUAAUCAUCUCCCUCAAUGCCGGCUCAUUUCUGGUUCUCCCAAGUUAGGGAGACGGACGAGAGAAGGGAGAAGCCUAUUUGCACUGUGCAUUAGUUUAAAGUAUUGUGUUCUUCAUGUAGUCCUAUGUAGCUUUCAUGUGUCUCACAGCUGCGCAUCGGCGGUGAUUAAUGAAGCGAAAGUAGGCAUUAUGAGGAUUCACUCCCUAUUUAGGGAGCAUGGAGAUGAUGGGCGACGGAGCGUGUUGCAUCGCAGUGGCUGACUAAACAUUUGCAACAAAAACAAAACGAGCCUGUGGGAGGACCUUGCUCACCUCAUUUACCUUAAGAAAAGAGGAGUCCUGCUAUUCUUAAUCACUGUAAAACAUGGGAGCUUUCCAUAUCGCACAUUAGGGAAGCAACACAGUGUGGAAAACUUCACCCAGCCUCUAUGUGCUGUUCUAAAACCUUGUGCAAAAUCUCUAAGUAGCAUAGACUUCUCUGGGUAGUAACAGUAUAGAUGUCAGCAGAUCCUAUUCUGCUCUUUGUGAACUGGUUUACGUAUUUCCAUAUCAUAUGUAGAAAAGUCUUUCUGUGUAUGAUUUUCAGAAUAAGAUGCAGCAUUUGUGAAAGUAUUGCGCUUUGCCACAAAUUUCAGCACCUUUCCAGUAUCUCCAAGUGGACCUAUCAGGAAACGUUAAAGUUUUUUUCUUAUACUCUCCCAUUUGAAGUCACACUGAGUGCUAAUUUGUUGGUUGGGAGACAUCAGAGUUUUGUUCCAGAAUACAAAUUUGCUCCUCUGCUGUAGCUCUAAAGAAUGGCCUGCAUUGCUAAUGCAGAGUAGGUGGCAGAUAAAUGCAUGAAAGGAGACUUGUACAAUGGCUUCUAUUGUAAAGCUGCUUGGUGGACCGCUCUGUGCAUUCAUAGGGUCAAUGAGGUGAAAAACUGGAGAGGUCUGGCUGUUUUUCCUGCAAGUCGAGAGCGUGUGGUGUGAAGAAAUGCAGUGUCCCGCUCUUUGUGUUAACGAGGAAGUCUGAAUUAUGUUUUAUGUUUACAAAGCCUUUCUCCCCUCCCCUACCUGUCCUGGCAGGUCUGAUUUCCAACAGAAGAAAAGUAUUGACUUCUGCUGCGUUUUAAUAAAAGUGUGGUGUGUGAUACUUCCACCCUGGCCCUAGAUAACAGAACAGAUCUGAUCAAAUAUUAUUUAUUAAACUCUAAUUAUAACAAAAUCAGAAAAAAAAGCAGGGUUGAUGAUGAUGGGUACUCUUUGUCCACUUUCACUGUAUAUUUAAGUGAGUGUUUGUACUUUAUGUUGUCUUAUAGCAACUACUGAUUGUUAACAGGGACUCAAUUAUCAGUUAACAAAGGACGGGAAAUGAAGAGGCACAAUGGGUGUAACCUUGGAACACCAUGUAUCUGUGUAUUUAAAUAAGACAUUUUAUUAAAGAAAUAAAACAGAAA